AUGUCAUAUAAACGCUCCCGUGCGACCUACGAAGCCGAUCUCCAUGCAGCCUUUGCAACUUUCGGCACUCCUCUGCCCAAUGACCCUGACGCUCGAGAUGAUGGCUCCUUCAUUCCAGUAUGGAAGCAGGAGGUGAGGGAUGAGCGAGGUCGAAAACGCCUCCAUGGCGCAUUUACCGGCGGAUGGAGCGCAGGUUACUUCAAUACUGUCGGAUCCAAGGAGGGAUGGACACCGUCAACUUUCGUUUCGAGUAGAAACAACCGCCACAAAGAUGCCAAGAACCAAUCGCAACAUCGACCAGAAGACUACAUGGAUGAGGAGGACCUUGCUGAUGCGGCCGAAGCUCAGAAAGUCCAAACUUCUCAAGCUUUUGCUGGUCUUGGCUCCUCCGGUCAGGAUCCCAAUACAGGAGGCUUGAUGGGCUUGCUGAGGGCUGAAGGAGAUACCAUGGGACUGAAGUUGUUGCGGCGCAUGGGAUGGAAAGAUGGGCAAGGCAUUGGCCCCAAGAUUCGGAGAAGCGCCCGCCUUGAGCUGGGAGAUAAAAGCUCUCAGGCUACUGAAACACAUUUGUUUGCUCCUGACAAUGCAAAAAUGAUUCAGUUUGUCCGCAAGAACGAUCGAAAGGGACUGGGCCAUGACGGAGAAACCAAGUUGUCGAGUUUAAAUCCUAUCACGUCCGCAGCAGACGAUGAUGAGGAUGAAGAUUAUUCUCACGAUAAUGGUCUCCGGGAUUCCUCUUUGCUCUCGCAGAAAUCCAAGACUAAGCCUGGCCGAGGCGGUAUAGGAGUGGGCAUCUUGAACGAUAAUGGCUCCGAUGAGGAAGAUCCUUACGAAAUGGGACCAAAGAUCAGAUACAAUCGUAUCAUGGGCGGUGAUAAAAAGAAAAAGAAGGCGAAGAAAACAACGGCAGCAAUUAACCCUGCUCUUAAAAAUGCGCCUGUUUUUGUGUCUCGAACUGCUCGAGCUGGUAAUGGUCUUGGACGGUGUCAUGAUGGGCGAUUACCACUCGAUGGGUUUGUACUCGCCAAAAUUACAGAAGACUUAUCCGAUCUCUUUUUGGAAUACGCACCGCCUCCGGUUCCAGAAGGAUGGGCGUCCUCAAAAUCUCCUAUAGACCAAGCCAAUCCUUCAGAUUACAAGUCAACAGCAGAUGCUGCAAAGGCAUCGACUCAUGAUGCAAAGUCUAGAGCAGCCCUUCUUGGAGAGAAGAGUCUGCCAGGAAAAUCAGUCUUCGAUUAUAUCACGAGCUCAGCACGCGACCGACUUGCUGCAGCUUCCGGGAACAAAAAUCUACCCCAGGGUUUGGGCGAGGUUCCAGAAGGAUUCUCCAUGACAGAAGAGGAAAGACAACAGCAGGUAUGGGAUGAAGCACCACAGCUGGAUCGUGAGACAGCCAUUGCAGCUAUUUCUCGAGGCUCCUCUGGACCUUAUGCAGACAAUGAGGAGAAAAAGGCGCGGUAUAGAACUUAUCUGGAGCAUUUUGCAACAGGCAGCCAACCGCUCCCCUACAAACCCAAGGGCAUGGCGUUUGACGACUUUGCCAGAGAAUUGUCGGAAUUCCACAAUUGCGCGAGGAUUUUCAAACCGAUGACAGGGUUUAUGGCGUCUCGAUUCACCACGGCGAAGAAACCAGCAAUCGUUUCAGCAAACGGAUCUGAGACAGAUCUGGUGUCGAAACCCGAACCAAAGAUCGCAGAUCCAGCAGAAGAAGCAGCCAAAAUCGGCAUGUAUGGGCAAAUGACUCGAACAGUCGAAGACUUUUAUCCAACAAGACUAUUGUGCAAGCGGUUCAAUGUCAGGCCGCCCGCGCACUCUCAAGCAGAGGCUGAAGCAGAACCUGGCUCCGGGACGACAAGUCGUGAUGGAGGUUCAGGACCCAUGGAAGAUGUCAAGAUGAACUCAACAUUCCCGGCUGGCGGCAUCAAGUCAAUCGAAGGAGCACCUACAAACACAACGGCGCCAGCUCCUGAGCCCGAGGCCGUCAUUGAUCCGCAUAAGAAUGAAGCAGUUGAGGGUAAAACGGCACACGAUGAAGUUCUUCGGGCAAUAUUUGGAGAUAGUGAUAGCGAAUAA
Messenger RNA from Fusarium fujikuroi IMI 58289, 2073 nucleotides. RefSeq names its product related to growth regulation protein WHI2. Lineage: Eukaryota; Fungi; Ascomycota; Sordariomycetes; Hypocreales; Nectriaceae. Gene Ontology annotation, biological process: mRNA processing. The record is from RefSeq and is a predicted model, not a curated record. Gene Ontology annotation, molecular function: RNA binding. Bases 1 to 2073 code for a protein of 690 amino acids. Gene Ontology annotation, cellular component: nucleus. The transcript has 2 exons.